Molecule: messenger RNA, 2238 nt
Organism: Osmerus eperlanus (European smelt)
Lineage: Eukaryota; Metazoa; Chordata; Actinopteri; Osmeriformes; Osmeridae
Product: serine/threonine-protein kinase prk-2-like
Exons: 10
Coding region: 95-1861 (588 amino acids)
Biological process (GO): negative regulation of apoptotic process; protein autophosphorylation; regulation of mitotic cell cycle
Cellular component (GO): cytoplasm
Molecular function (GO): protein serine/threonine kinase activity; ATP binding
Source: RefSeq, a predicted model, not a curated record
AGGAGCCUACAUUUCCAGUCAAUUGUUAAAUGAACUCAGUAGAUCAUUAUUAUUCAACGAUAGCCUGCAAAUCAAUCCACUCUCCCACCUCAAAAUGAGAUCAUUUGAGGAGAAGUACGUGGAACUGAGCUGUCUUGGCCAAGGUGGCUUUGGCUCAGUCUACGCUGGACUCCGUAUAGAGGACAAUCUGCCUGUGGCAGUCAAGCAUGUUCCCAUUGAUAAGGUGAUAAACACACCUGUGACCCUGGGUGGGAAGCUGGGCCAGCUCCCCCUGGAGGUGGUGCUCCUACUGAUUGUAGGACAGGGUGGGGCGGACAUGGCUGAGAAGGCCAGGGGUGAGGAGGUGAGGGGUGAGGCCAGGUUUGGAGGGGGAGGAGACGGUCAGGCAGCAGUGGAGCUGCUGGACUGGUACGAGCUGGACCAAGAGCUCAUUAUAGUUAUGGAGAGGCCUGUACCCGCCGUGGAACUGUUUGACUAUAUCCAGGAGAGAGGAGGAUAUCUCCCAGAGGAUCAGGCCAAGAUCAUCCUGAGGCAGCUGGUUGAGGCCAUGGUCAAUUUUCACUCUUGGGGUGUCCUCCACCGAGAUAUUAAGCCAGAGAACCUUCUGGUCGAGACCGGUUCUGCAGUUCCACGGAUUAGGGUUCUGGACUUUGGCUGUGGCUGCAUUAUUCAAGAAGCACCCUACACCGAGUUCCUUGGGACCAAAAUGUACAUCCCUCCUGAAUGGUACCUCCAUGGUUCCUACCAGGCGGUUCCAUCCGCUGUCUGGCAGCUGGGGGUACUGUUAUAUAACAUGCUGUCUGGGAUAUUCCCCUUUCGCACACCCGACCACAUCCUUUAUUGUGAUCCUAUCCCUACCAUGGAUGGGUUUUCCAGACAAUGUAAGAACCUGCUGAAAUUGUGUUUGGCAAAGUGCCCCGAAGACCGGCCUACUCUAGAGGAAGUCCUUCUCCACCCGUGGCUGCAUCCAGAGGAGGAGAGGAAAGCAGGGAGACAGAAAAAGAGAAAGGACAGAAGAGAUGCAGAGAGCAGCAGAGGAGGGGAGAGAAAGAGAGUGCUGGAAGAGAGACAGGAUUCGGGGGAGUCUUCGACGGCACUGUCCCUUGAGGACGCCUCGUCUUCGUCCUCCCUCUCCCUGUCCCAGGGCAACACCAAGAGGUGUAGGGUAGAUCCCAGGAGCCCCGAGGUGUCCCCUAAAAACACCAUUGCCACAACAAUGACCCCACAUGGUACACAUGGAAGAGUGGGAUGCAGCCUAGACAAGGACCCAGAGGCAAAGCAGGGCUACAUGGAAAGGGAGACAGAACUUGACAGGGCCCGUGCUGUGUCCACCAUCCCAGAAAUGAGUGAUACAGCACUGCUGCCCAGAGUCCCUCUGCCUGUGCUGCCCAGAGACCCUCUGCCCGUGCUGCCCAGAGGCCUGAUGCCCGUGCUGCCCAGUGGCCUGGUGCCCGUGCUGCCCAGAGGCCUGGUGCCCGUGCUGCCCAGAGGCCUGGUGCCUGUGCUGCCCAGAGGCCUGGUGCCCGUGCUGCCCAGAGGCCCUCUGCCCGUGCUGCCCAGAGGCCUGGUGCCUGUGCUGCCCAGCAACGAGCCCUCUGCUCCUCCUGAGCCCCCAGCAGAGUCCUGGUCGACUCCAGCACCCCCAGAGCUCCCUGCACAUAAGAAGCCCAGCCUUGGUCACCACCACCGACCCCCUGAGCACCUCUGCACAUCCAGACGGCCUCCAGGUCUGCCUCCAGAGCUGCCCCGGCUUUUCACCCUGCCUCCUGGCCGGCCUCCAGAACUGCCCUGGCCUUCGUCCCUGCCCCCCGGUCGUCCUCCCGACCUCCCCACUAUCCCUUUCUCCCCCCCGCCCUCCUGACCCCCCCACCCCCACCCGCAAGAAAACCCCACACACAUCUAUACCCCCCCCCCCCCCCCCCCCACUACAUUCAGGAGAGAGGAGGAUAUCUCCGAGGAUCAAGCCGAAGAUAUCCCACAGAGAUUUCCAAGCCAAGAUAUGAACCUCCAGAAGGAGGCGGUUUGGCAAAGACCUGCCCACUCUGGAGGGAAUUCUGCUCCACCCUUGGCUGCAGUGGUCCAUCCCCUCCCCUUCACCUCUGGGGACACACCAUGGGUCGGUGUGCAGCUCAUCCACUGCCUCACCACAGACCACCUGGGACAGAACAUCUUUUUUUUUCUUUCUUCUCAAAUGUCCCAAGCAUAUUCACUAUACACUAAAUAAAUAAUGCAUUAUAU